GCUGGGCAGGCGGCCGUUGGCGCGUCGGCGGCAGGCACAGUGGCUGGGGCCGCAGCUACCUCAACUGGAGGGUGCAUGUGGUGAAUCAGGAAGGCACGACCGGGCGAAGUGCAGCCAGCAGGCCAUUGCCGUCUUCAUUGUCGAGACCAGUCCCAUGGAACAACAUCUACAGCAGCUCGACUGCUUGAGCGGGACCUCGAAGGGGAGCACUUGAGUGCCCGCCUGCCAGCGCCAAGGCAUCUAUCUUUUGGCCUCGACACACGGUCGCCCACAACUGCUGACAGCUCAAGGCUCGACCCAAGCACCACCGCCCAUCAUCACCAUGGGCAGACACGGCCCCCUGACGUCCAUGGCCCUGGGCCGCUCGCCCUACGACGACAUCAUCAUGGGCGAGGGCGAGGGCGACCCGCGCGCGCCUCUGCAGAUGUACGACGAGCGCGGCAGGCCCGUCAACCCUGAGACGCGUCGCAUCAACCGCGACAUCAUCCGCUCUCACAACGAGGUCAUGCUGGUCAUCGGCGUCGUCGAGGCCGAGAACAGCAUCGACGAGGUCCGCGCCGAGCGUGCCCGCCACAUCGCCCACCUGCAGCACGACACCCGCCUUGCCCACCGCUUCGAGUGGGCCUCGCGCGCCUGCGAGCUCGCCGGCGUCUGGGGCAUCGCCGGCUUGCGCCACCGCAUCCUGCUCUACCGCGAGUACUCGCACGUCCCCGUCCCGCGCCUGCCCUGGCAUGAGCUGCAGCAGCGGUCGCUGCGCAAGCUGUUGUGGGAUGGGCUGCCCGCUUUCGUCGUGGCAAACGCCAUGGAGCUGCCUUUCUUCGGCCGGCGUAUCAUGAGCAGCACUGCUCUGAAAUGGGGCUUCACCUACAUCCAGACGAUGCUCAAGGCCUGGAUCUUCUUGUCCCGCACUUCACUCCUGCCCGCAUCGGCUUCGUCUUGGUUCCCCGGCUGCAAGUACUUCAUCCCGUUCACCUCGUCAUCUAUCAUCCCUCCAUGCCCUCUACCCACCGCGCUCACCUCUCGAUCCGUGGCUUCAUGGCUGGGAAGCGUCGGUCUUGCUCUCGCCCCGGUCCUGGGUCUAUGGUUCUCGGAAGGUCUGGUCGACUGGGUGAGGGAGUUCUUCUAUGAGGUCUUCUACGAUCUUCUCCCGAACCCAUCAGGCCCAGAACUAAGCCCAGUCUUAUCCAAUGCCAUCGUUCAACGAGCUACCACCAAUGCAGACGACCCUGCCCAGCCUCAAACACCGCCAGGCCCUGUGCCCACCCUCUCGAACGCCGCCGAAUCCCUACCCGUUCGCGUUGGAGGUGAUUCGGAUGGGGCCACGCCUGGCGAAGCAAACGUGUGGGAGGUGCCUCAGACGGCGGAUGCUCCAGCCCCGCCGGCAUCGGAUCCUGAUGCUCCCCCCCGAGAACGCAGCCAGUCUCCCCCGGCACGAAAUAGCAGAGCCGGCCGGCCCGACACGCGCCGGCGUUCCAGCCAUCGCCCCCAGCCAUUCCAGACCGCCGAUACCGACGAUUUUACCGAUGAGGACGAGGAUGCCAACGAGAUUGUUUCAGCCACGCUCAUUAGCUUUGACGUCGAGAACAACCCCGAGAACCCAGAUCCCAACGACGCCAAUAUCCCACCGGGAGUCUGGUCCGCAGAGCUGAGACCCAAUCCGGGCAACGACUCACAGGGUGGGGGCGGAGGGUCCGGCGGCCCUGGCGACCGUAACGGCGAGGACCGGUCCCGGCGCACGCCAAGGCUGUACAGAGACAAUGCCCUGACGCGGCUUCCCGCGACCCUUGCGGCCGAUAUGCUGGCCCGCCGGGCCGCCUCGCUACUCCUCGCGCCCAUGGAGGCCAUGAUGCUGAGGUACAUUGCUGAGAGCUGGUGCCGGCCGAGGGGCCUAUCAACGGCGAGCAUUGGGGGUUUCUCGCGGGGUGUGGUGCUGAACCUGCUAGCGGUUGAAAUCGUUCACUUCCUGUUUGACGCCGAUUUGUGGGCGUCCAUCUCAAUGGUGUCGAAUGAGUUCGUCAUCUCGUCUGCGGAGUGGGAGAAGUUGCAGAAGGAGGAGCAGGAGAGACAGCAGCGACAGCAGCAGCAGCCAGAGGAAAGGGCCGUCGGGAGACCAGAAAAUUCUGGAGUGAGGAAUGAGCCAACGGGCUAGAGACUCGGGCGAAUUCGUCGCCGCAUUUCUCGAGACAAACGAGUCGUCCCUGCAGGUGGACGAACCUCUCAAACCUGCCACUUUACGAAUUGCUCUGGCAAUCUAUUUUUUUGACAUACAAUCUGACCGGGGGAUUUGAACCUCUGGACCUCGCGAGAGUGAUGAUCAAUCGCUUUCCCGAGUCGCGAAGUUCCUCAGCUUGGAGGGAUCUCUUUAUACAGUGGCGGGCACAAGACGGUGAUUUCCCGCGGGGAAAUGUUCUGGAUGCAGUCAUCGCUGACCUUGGGAACUCAAAUGAAAGUGAAGGAUUGGUACCCGUCGUUGAGGCAUUGAGCAGAGCCUUGCAGGCGUCACAUGAUCCGCGGGCACCAAGUCCAGGCAACAGUGCAGGAUGCUGAACUCCCAGUUCAGAUGGAGACCGAUUAAUGCUGGUUAUGAGCACCAUUGUGCUAGCGUCUUAGGAACGUUAAGCUACUGAAGGCGUGGGUAUGGGUCAUAUCACAGGGGUUGCCCUCGGCCUGAGGUGCUUAUCCAGCUUCGUGCUGUGACGCAAGUACGCGUACAGUUCGACUAUCGCACAAACCAUUACAGCAAUACAGCUACGUAGAAGGAUGAAAGAAAAUUAUACACUUCCUCG
This is a messenger RNA of Diaporthe batatas, 2786 nucleotides long. RefSeq lists its product as uncharacterized. Bases 323 to 2149 code for a protein of 608 amino acids. The transcript has a single exon. The record is from RefSeq and is a predicted model, not a curated record. Lineage: Eukaryota; Fungi; Ascomycota; Sordariomycetes; Diaporthales; Diaporthaceae.